AUGGAUGAAAUAAAUGAAUCAUUAAAAUUUUCAGAUUUUACAUCGUCCAAAUUUGGUAAUAAGAGGUUAAGAAUAAAUAAAACAGAUGACAAUAUAAAAUAUUUUGUUUCUCGUUUCAACGAUAAUUGUGAAAUAAACAAGUUAAGUUCACCCAUAACAUUUAUAUCUAAAGAUGAAAAUAACUUGGAAGACUCUUUAGAAAGUGAAAGAAAUAAUAAUACAUUUUAUUGGUUACUAAAUUCCUCCAAUGAAAAAAUAAAAAUAAAUCACAAAUCAUAUAUAUCUAAAAAAUGUAAUUUAGAUACAGAUGUUUUUUUUGUUCUAAUUGAGAAUGAAGAAUAUUCAGAUAUUUAUCCUCUUUCUAGUUGGCAUGUAUUUGAACCUGAUAUAUCAGCUAAGACAUUAAAUAAAUUUAACUCGGACCAUCCAAAUGAAAAAUUGAAAGCUGAAAAUAAUAAUAAAAGAUUAGAUGAUAUAAUAGAAAGACUGAAAAAUAAAGAAGAAAGCGCUAAAAUAAAUAAAAAAUCAAAAGAAGAAACUAAGAAAAAAAAAAAAAUAGUGCAAACAGAUUCUUCCUCAGAUGAUGAAGAUGAUGAUGAUUUAGGAUUAAAAAGACAAGAAAAAAAAAGGUUAAAAAAUUUGAUAAAAUUAAAAAGAGGAGACAGUAAAGAAGAAAUUGAAUAUGUAGAUUCAGCUUUGGCUAUUACAUCUCUUAGAAAAAAUAAAGUCAAUUGGGACUAUAAUGAUGAUGGAAAAAAAAGUGACGAUGAAGAUUUAAAUGUGGAAGAUUCCUGUCAAGAAGAAUUUGAUGACGAUGAUGAUGAAAAUGACGAUUCAGAUAACAAUUCCAAUAAUGAUGAAUCGAAAUUAACUUCUUAUGGUCAAGCUAUGAGGUCUUUGCUAAAACAACAAGUUAACGAUGAAGAAGAUGAUGAAUUAAAUCAGUAUUCUGAUGAUGACGAUGAUGAAAAUAUUAGUGAAAAAGAAAAAAUGGAUGUUAAAAAAAAGAAAUUAAAAAAUAAAACCAAAAAAAGUAACAAUGAUAAUGAUAAAAAACAAAAAUAUGAACAUAAAAAAAUAACAAAUGAAGAAGAAGAUGAUGAUGACGAUGAUGAUGAUGACGAUGACGACGACGAAGAUGAUGAUGACGAAGAUGAUGACGAUGACGAAGAUGAUGAUGAGGAAGAAGAGUCAAAAAAUAAAUUAGUAAAAAAUAAAAAAAAUUAUAAUUUCAAUGACUAUAUUAAAGAGAAGAUUAGAAAUAAAGAAAUACAAAUAAAGGAGGAAAAUUGUGCAAAAAUUUUAUUAAAAAUUAUUGAAAAAAAUAAUGGAAAAAUGGACAUAUUGACUCUAUUAGAUAUUUUAAAUAUUAAAGAAAAAAAUCAAAAUUUUCUUCUCAUACAAAAAUUUAUAAAAAAUUUAUGCAAUGUUAGCUCACAAACAAUAAAUAAUAAAAAAGUAAAAAUGAUAUCCGUGAAGCCAAAGUAUUUGCCAAAAUAA
Molecule: messenger RNA, 1500 nt
Organism: Plasmodium relictum
Lineage: Eukaryota; Apicomplexa; Aconoidasida; Haemosporida; Plasmodiidae
Product: conserved Plasmodium protein, unknown function
Exons: 2
Coding region: 1-1500 (499 amino acids)
Source: RefSeq, a predicted model, not a curated record